Molecule: messenger RNA, 1570 nt
Organism: Coffea eugenioides
Lineage: Eukaryota; Viridiplantae; Streptophyta; Magnoliopsida; Gentianales; Rubiaceae
Product: short-chain dehydrogenase TIC 32, chloroplastic-like
Exons: 8
Coding region: 373-1332 (319 amino acids)
Source: RefSeq, a predicted model, not a curated record
CCAUCCAUCAAUUGCCAAAUCCAAAAUGAUACACGUAUCCAUUUGUAUAAUACAGAGCUGACAAUGCGACUAAAACAACCACUAUCUGUCAAUCAACAAUUUUUUUUUUAAUUUUUUUGAAGCUUAUUAGACAUGCAUAUGAUUGUUCCGUCAAGUUCACCAGAAAAUUAGCCUCAAUCUCUUUAAAUAUUGAAGAUUACAGUGGCGCACACAUUUGCCAUUUGGCCCAUCGCCAAAGAACAUCAAGUAUUGAUCAUCCUGCAAUGACUACUACGUACUGGGGUUAAUGCAAUUCCCUCCUUGUUCUCCUUCCCCCUUGAACAAAGACAAAGUAAGUUAGAAAAAGAAAGCAUCUUGAACUUGAAGGAAAAGAUGUGGUUGUGCAACACAAAAGGGUCGUCUGGAUUUUCAUCCUCUUCCACCGCGGAUGAAGUCACUGAGGGCAUUGACGCCUCUGGUCUCACUGCCAUUGUCACUGGUGCAUCAAGUGGUAUUGGUACUGAAAUGGCCCGCGUUCUUGCACUGCGUGGAGUCCAUGUCACAAUUGCAGUCAGAAACAUGGCUGCAGGCCAAAAGGUUAGAGAAGCCAUUGUGAAGGAAAUCCCUGAAGCCAAGAUCGAUGUCAUGGAGUUGGAUCUUAGUUCAAUGGCAUCUGUAAGAAGAUUUGCAUCAGAGUUUAAUUCGUUGGGUCAUCCCUUGAAUAUCCUAAUUAAUAAUGCAGGAAUCAUGGGUACCCCUUUCAAGCUAUCCCAGGACAACAUAGAAUUACAGUUUGCCACGAAUCAUUUAGGUCAUUUUCUUUUAACGAACCUGUUGCUGGACACCAUGAAGAAAACGUAUUACAAAAGUAAGAAAGAGGGGAGGAUAGUAAACGUUUCAUCAGAUGCUCACCGCUACACAUAUCGUGAAGGUAUUCGUUUCGAUAGGAUCAGUGAUGAAAAAGGAUACAGUAGCUUCUUUGCUUAUUGUAAAUCAAAGCUGGCUAAUCUACUGCACUCCUAUGAGCUAGCCAGACGCUUUAAGGAAGAAGGGGUGGAAAUAACCGCCAACUCUGUUCAUCCAGGAGUGAUUAUCAGCAAUGUUUUCCAUCGUCGAGGCUGCUGUAUAGGUCUUGCCAAUAAGCUCGAUAAAUAUGUGUUUAAGACUCUUCAACAAGGAGCUUCGACAACCUGCUAUGCAGCAUUGCAUCCGCAAGUCAAGGGAAUUAGCGGUGCAUAUUUUCGGAACAACAACAUAGCCAAAGCUAGCUCAAAGGCCAUGGACGCAGAUUUGGCUAGCAGACUCUGGGAGUUUAGCUUGAACCUGGUAAAGCAAAAUGGAGAUGAUUCCUGAAGAACCAGUUCUACAACAAUGGACGUAUAUAUUGCUGAUAAAUUCGACCAUGGUAUAAUAAUAAAGUGGGAAGAAAAUAAGUUCUGUUUAAUAAUUGUUUGCGUAGAAAAGUCUACUUUCUUUUUUAAAAAGAUGUUUAGAAAAAUUAUGAGGACACUGCGAGUUGUGCACAUAUUAGUACAAAGUAGAUGCCCAAGAUUUGACAAAAAAAUAUAUAAGAUUUAGAUUGUAUAUUGUA